AAUUACCGCUUCAUGAAGCUGUUGCUUAGUCGACGUGCCAACUGGAUGCAGAAGGAUCUUGAGGAAAUGACUCCACUUCAUUUAGCUACACGCCACAAAAGUCCGAAGUGUUUGGCUUUGCUACUAAAGUCUAUGGCUCCAGGAGAAGUGGACACCCAAGAUAAAAACAAGCAAACAGCAUUACAUUGGAGUGCCUACUACAACCAUCCAGAACAUGUUAAACUGCUGAUAAAACAUGAUUCCAAUAUAGGCAUUCCUGACAUUGAAGGCAAAAUCCCACUCCAUUGGGCUGCCAGUAACAAAGACACUACAGCCAUUCACACAGUGAAGUGCAUUCUGGAAGCUGCUCCUACUGAAUCAUUAUUGAACUGGCAGGACUAUGAAGGACGAACGCCACUUCAUUUUGCUGUUGCUGAUGGAAAUGAUGCUGUGGUUGAUGUAUUGACCUUGUAUGAAGGAUGCAAUAUAACAUCUUAUGAUAAUUUAUUUCGAACUCCUCUACACUGGGCAGCAUUAUUGGGUCAUGCUCAAAUUGGACACCUUCUACUGGAAAGGAACAAGUCUGGCACUAUUCCAUCAGACAGCCAAGGAGCCACGCCACUGCAUUAUGCUGCUCAGAGCAAUUUUGCUGAGACUGUUGAAGUAUUCUUGAAUCAUCCAUCAGUGAAAGAUGACCCGGACCUGGAGGGACGGACUGCAUUUAUGUGGGCUGCAGGAAAGGGCAGUGAUGAUGUCCUUCGAACGAUGUUAAGAGUAAAAUCAGACAUCGAUAUCAACAUGGCAGAUAAAUAUGGGGGAACAGUAAAGCUGUCCGAUGAGACUCCACAGCUGUUCCUUCUCAUUAUUGGUGGCAGCCGUAUCUUCCUGUCCAGACUUGGCACAGAUUGCAAUAGGUUUGAUAUUUUCCAAGGACGGACAGCACUCCAUUGGUCUUGCAACAAUGGUUACCUGGAGGCUGUUAAGCUUCUGUUGGGCUAUAGUGCCUUUCCUAAUCAUAUGGAGAUCAAUGAAGAGAGGUUCACUCCACUUGAUUAUGCCUUGCUUGGAGAACAUCAAGAGGUUAUUCAGUAUAUGCUGGAGCAUGGAGCACUAUCAAUUGCUGCAAUUCAAGACAUUGCUGCUUCCAAAAUCCAGGCUGUUUACAAGGGUUAUAUGGUCCGCAAGGCUUUCCAGGAGAGAAAAAAUCUUCUCAUGAAGCAUGAACAACUACGGAAAGAUGCAGCCAAGAAACGUGAGGAGGAGAACAAAAGAAAGGAGGCAGAGAUUCAGAAGGAACAGAAGAGAUUGGAAUCCGAAUUAAAUGUACAGCAAAGGGUAGCAAAUCUGGAAAUCAGUUGCCAACUUGCAGAUCUUUAUCCAGUAAAUGGAGAGAGCACUUCCCCUACCAUUUCAGAACAUGAUCAAUUGGAGCUGAGAACUAGGAAAGAUUUUAAAAGGAGUUCUAAAAGCAAAUCUGAAAAGACAGCAACCAUAAGGCCUCUCUUGCAAACUUGGAGGAGUGUAGACACUAUUCAGAGUCACACUUCAUCUAUAGAAACUGGAAAAAGAGAGAUGAAGAAUGGAAAAGAACUUACCAGAAAAAGCUCAAAGGGUAAUCGUGUCAAUGAUCAUCAUCCAUACAAUGAAAGAAGCAUUCCUAAUGAGCUACAGUCUUGUAGACAGCUCACUCCUUCAGAAAAAGGAGAUGCUAACACUGAGAAUGAUGGAAGGAUCCCUGAAAGUGCCCGCAGAUCCAAUGGCUGUAAGUCAAAACCUGCUGGCUUCAGAUCAGCCAGUGCAACAAAAAAAUCGGUGAAACAACAAAAUCCACCUCCAUUAAUUUGUGGUAGACAUCAUAAAAUAACAUCUGAAUCUUCCCAAGAAUAUGAAGUGCCUUGGGCAAAGUGCAGUCGAUUCUCACCUGCUGGUUCAAGUCGGCCUGGAAGUGCCAAAUCUGUGAUUGUAAACAGUACAGACAAUGCCAUGCAAACUAGCACCCAGUGCUCUGAUACCAUCACUUCUGUUUUGCAUCCUCGAGCCUGUCCAAAACCUAGAAGUAUCAGUGGAAUGUAUAAUUAUGCAAUUGAAAAUGCACCUCGGGACAGGACUGGUUCUUCUCAAUCUCCUAGCACUGAUAAUGGUUCAUUUACCACUUUGAACGAUAGGAGCUCUGAUAUCCAACUUAUCCCUUUGGAAAUCCGAGUACAAAUAGUGGAAAAGGAGAGAUUGCGAAAAGAGCUGUUUCGAAAGAAGAAUAAGGCAGCAGCAGUUAUUCAGAGGGCAUGGAAAAGUUACAGGAUACGUAAAACCCUGUUAUUGCUCCUUCGCUGGCGAUGUCAGAAUGGGGACAACGUUGACAAGACAUGGAAGCAAGAAGUGGCUGCCUUCACCAUCCAACUAAUCUGGAGGAAGAAUCUCAGUGGCAGUGUCCUGAAUGGUAUUUCCAGAAAAAGCAGCCAAACAUUCAACAGCAGAAGUUCCUGCACAAGGGCAGCGAAGCAACACUCAGUGUUAAAGCAAAUUUAUGGUAAACCUCAGGAAGAAAAAGGGCACAAUUCACAACAAUCAUCACCUUUUAGGAACGGUCAUAUCUCUGUCCAGAAAAUGUCUGGAGCCCCUGUCAAAGGUAUAUUCCGAAGAGUUAGAUCAGCAUGCAGCACAUCCCUCAGUUCUACGUAUCAUUCCCAACUUACACUUGAUCUGACAACCUUCAAUGGGCACACUGAUUUGAGUAAACUUCAGCAUGUUCAGCUCCUGGGAAACACUGGAAAUUCUAAACAGUUCUCCUACAACAUGAGACCACACACUUCAAAGACCUCCAAAGCUAGACCAAAAGAAUAAGUAGUGACACAGGAUUGUAACCAAUAACGUACGUAGUGAAAAUGUGCCAAAUUCAGUUUAUGGAAUUGUACUGGUUCCCUGUGCACUUCACCAAGGCUUACGGAGUCAAGUACAUUUGGACACAUGUUCUUGAGACAUUAAAACCAGGAUAUAGAUUACAGCUAUUAAAUAACACCAAAAAAUAUUUUACUACUAUAUCAUCUAAAUGUAACAGUUGUUAUAUUACUAGUGGCCGCCAUUUCUCCCCAUAGGCCAGUGUCAACUCUGCAGUAUCCACACCAUUUAAAAAUCGUAAUUUUCAUAUUUUAUCCACAUUCCCUAUAAAAACUACAUGGAUUCUGGGAUGGGAUUCAAAUCCCGAAAGCCAUUUUUGUAAACCUACCUGCCCCUUCAGUCCACGUGGAUUUUAUGUUGGACAACAAUUUAUCAUCUUAGUUAUGAAUUCACUACAAUUAGAAAUUGCUUUUCCUUAUUACCCUUUUCAAAAGCUUUCAUGAUUUUGGAUACGUAACAGCUAGUUUCCCUAGUCUCUACUCCUCUCUAUCUCUCUCAUGUAUCCCACUUGCACAACCGCAACAGUUCCAUGACUUAUUGCAAGUCUUAUUGAAGUCUAACCAGAUAAUCAUUCAUAUUUAACAUUCUCCCUGCUUUUAGACAUUACAUCCCUACUUAUGAAACCAAAGAUUUCUGUUCAGAUUCUCUUUUGAAAGUUUUAGCAUUAAAAUAUAUUUUCUCUAGUUUUUCUUUCCAAAAUAUUUCACCUCCAAUUCUACGUUGACCAGUCCACUAACCUGUUUGUUGCUGUAGUUACUGACAAUUUUCACAGCUAAGAUAUUGCAUAUUUUUGACCAACCUGGGUUAAACAGGUCUCUUAAGGUUAUUUUUUCCUCACAUCAAUUUAUUUUCCUCAUAUCAACAAUUUCAUUUGAAAAUCAUUGUGAAUUUAACAUGCAGCUCAUUACACCUGUUUAGUAAUUCUAUUCAUUUUAAUUUUUGAUACAUGUUACUUCAUUUAUUUCCCCUGUUAUGUCCAAAAAUAUUCACAGCUUUCAGGAUGAAAUCUCAGCUUUGUAAAUGUAGCUGACCAACCUUUCUCAUCUCUAUCACCUUUCACCUUUCUCUACUAACAUUUAUUAAGAAGUGUCCUACAUUAGUGUUUACUGUGAACUUUUUCUGGGAAUAUUUUCCAUGUUCCAGGAAUCCUCUCAAAUAGCAACAUUUCUCUAACUGCUUUCAUCACCGUGAUAAUUCUAGAUUGGUUGAUUUAACACCUAGGUCAAAGAAAUGAAUAGGAAAUCAUCUCUAUUUCCAAACCUUUCAUAAAUGCUGAAAAAAUGUUAAAUCACAGCCUUUUAAACUCGAGCAGGCAUUGACCCACUUGCACCAACUCCAUUUCCUACUUCCAAUGAAUGGUCGUCCUGUUUUCUUCCUCAGUACAUUGGCAGACACAUUGUGCAAGUGUAGUCAUUUUCAGACACCAAGUGUCCAAGACUUCACAUUGUAUACAAGACUCUCCAAUAACUUUGUUAAAUUAAGCUAUCUUAAAAAGGUGAUUAAAUUAAACACACUUUAAUCCUUUAAAUGUAUUUGGAGAUAGCAAGAACUGCAGAUGCUGGACUCCGAGUCAAUAAAGUGUGGAGCUAGAGGAACACCAGAUCUGCUGUGUUCCUCUAGCUCCACACUGUAUUGAUUUUAAAUUUAUUUGUAGGCCCAUUGCAACUAUCAACUCCUAAUCAACUCCACACCUUACUGGUUUCUUAUAUUCUGCUUAUCUUUAUUAAUUUAGUACCAAUUCAAACUUGUACUACUACAUAAUAACCCAAAUGAAACAAUUAACUGGACUAUAUUCAAUUAAUCAUGUUAGCAGUUCAUUAAUGUUAAGACACUCAAACCAACCAGUGAGAGAAAUUUAAAUGGUUGAGUAUUAUUGAAAAAGUUAAAAAGUACAAUAAAAGUAUAUAAACUUAAAUUUAUACUUACUCUAUUCAUUGCCACAGAAUCAAGGAGUUUAUUUUAGGCAACUAAAUCUUUGGGGCCACCCAUAUCUAAGAAAACAUUAAACCAAAAUCAUUCAACUGAAAGAUGCAUAUGUAAUGAAUAUAUAAAUUUGAACACUAUUGCCAUCCUUCAAACAACCAACCCCUCUCAGAUUUUCUUGUUGAUAGUAAUAAUCAACACUUUUCUUCGUUCAUGGGGUGUAGGAGUUGCUGGCUAAUAUAUAUUUCCCUAAUUGCCUGAGAAGGUGGUGGUGAGCUACCUUCAUGAACUGUUGCAGUCCUUAGAGCGUUAGGACACCUACAGUGCUGACAGGGAGGGAGUUCCAGGAUUUUGAUC
Molecule: messenger RNA, 5154 nt
Organism: Rhincodon typus (whale shark)
Lineage: Eukaryota; Metazoa; Chordata; Chondrichthyes; Orectolobiformes; Rhincodontidae
Gene: invs
Product: inversin
Exons: 14
Coding region: 13-2820 (935 amino acids)
Biological process (GO): protein localization to ciliary inversin compartment
Cellular component (GO): ciliary inversin compartment
Molecular function (GO): protein binding
Source: RefSeq, a predicted model, not a curated record